AUGACGCCUCAUCCCACCCUCAAGGCGACCUUCGCCAGCCGCUCCGAGACGGCCACCCACCCCCUUAACAACUACCUGUUCAAGCUCAUGGACCUUAAGGCAUCAAACCUCUGCCUCAGCGCUGAUGUUGCCACCGCUCGCGAACUGCUCUACUUCGCCGACAAGAUCGGCCCCUGCAUCGUCGUCCUCAAGACCCACUACGACAUGGUCUCCGGCUGGGACUUCCACCCCCAGACCGGUACCGGUGCCAAGCUGGCCUCCUUGGCGCGAAAGCAUGGUUUCCUCAUCUUUGAGGAUCGCAAGUUUGGCGACAUUGGAAACACCGUUGAACUGCAGUACACCAGCGGCGCUGCCCGCAUCAUCGAGUGGGCCCACAUCACCAACGUCAACAUGGUUCCUGGCAAGGCUUCUGUCACCUCUCUCCAAAACGCUGCUAGCAGGUGGCUCCAGCGCCGCAAUUACGAGGUCAAGACUUCUGUCACUGUCGGAACUCCUACGAUAAGCAACGCCGAUGAGGACAGCGAGCAGUCCGAUGCUGAAAGGACGGAUGGGACCCCGGAUGUUCCUCUUUUUGAUAACAACGGGCGCAAGGGCAGUAUCGUUUCUACCACUACUGUCACUCAGCAAUACGAGGCGGCCGACUCACCACGACUCGUCAAGACUAUUAUCGAGGGCGAUGACUCUCUGUUCCCCGGCAUCGAAGAAGCUCCCAUCGAGAGGGGUCUCCUCAUCCUAGCACAAAUGUCCAGCCAGGGCAACUUUAUGAACAAGGAGUACACCCAGGCCUGUGUCGAGGCUGCAAGAGAGCACAAGGACUUUGUCAUGGGCUUCAUCUCCCAGGAGACCCUCAACACUCAACCCGAUGAUGCUUUCAUCCACAUGACCCCUGGCUGCCAACUGCCCCCCGAGGGUGAGGAUCAGGACGCCGCCAUUCAGGGAGACGGAAAGGGUCAGCAGUACAACACCCCGCAGAAGAUCAUUGGUGUUGCUGGCGCCGAUAUUGCUAUUGUCGGACGCGGCAUCAUCAAGGCCAGCGACCCGGAGGAGGAGGCCGAGAGGUAUCGUUCCGCGGCGUGGAAGGCUUACACGGAGCGUGUUCGGUGA
This is a messenger RNA of Ilyonectria robusta, 1104 nucleotides long. Its product is annotated as orotidine-5'-phosphate decarboxylase. Gene Ontology annotation, molecular function: orotidine-5'-phosphate decarboxylase activity. Gene Ontology annotation, biological process: 'de novo' pyrimidine nucleobase biosynthetic process; 'de novo' UMP biosynthetic process. Lineage: Eukaryota; Fungi; Ascomycota; Sordariomycetes; Hypocreales; Nectriaceae. The record is from RefSeq and is a predicted model, not a curated record. The coding region runs from base 1 to 1104 and encodes 367 amino acids. Gene Ontology annotation, cellular component: cytosol. The transcript has a single exon.